AUGGCUCGGCACAAAGAGCGCGUGCGUGUUAGCAGGGCUUGCGACUUGUGUAAAAAGAAGAAGAUCCGCUGUAGUGGGACGCAGCCGUGUGAUCUUUGCACGAAAGACUCUCUGACCUGUACCUUUAAUGCGCCCUAUAGCCGGGGCAAGCGAAGGACCACAUCCAGAGCAGCUGCCAGCAGGCCUUUGAUUGGAGCCGCUUCUUCAGAUAUAACGGGAACAUCCGCGUCUUUGGACGGUUCAUUGCCGGAAAGCAUCACUGACGACAAUAGUCAUGUUAUUGACGUAAAUGAAUCUGGUCUGUCUGAUCAACCUAUUCCCUCCCUGUUUGCAUCUCCCGAGAUAGGCGCAAGUGAUAGGCAAGGUCACUUCUUGAAUGAAUCCUCUGGUCUCAGUUUCCUACUACGACUUCAACGCCGCCUGAAGGGUGACAACAACAAUGCCUCUCCAACCUCCCUUUUCACUCUUGGUGACCCUGCUCUACCCAGGUUCAACAGCGCCGCCUUUACCCUGCCACCGCAUGCCCUAGUGUCGAUCUACUUCGAGCUCUCCUCGGCCGGAUACAGAUUCCUGCACAGACCAACAGUAGAGCUCUGGGUCAGCCAGAUAUAUGAGCAUGGGCAAAUUCUCGGCGCUCACUGGCAAAGCAAAUUUGCCGUUGUGCUAAGCAUACUCACAUACUUCCAAGCGGCAGAACAUCAACUCGCACUUGAGACAGAGCCUGCCAGCCUCUUUAGUGCUCAAGCUCUCCUGGGCUGCUGCUUCUACGUACUGACACGUUCGCGACUGAACCACUGCUGGAGCUUGUUUGGGACAACUUCGAGGCUUAUGCUCGCCCUUGGGUUCCAUCGCCGUGACCUCAAGCUUGGUCGGGGGCCAGGCGCGCAGGUCGACCACCUUGACCAUGAGUCCCGAAAGCGUCUGUUUUGGUGCGCUUACAACUUGGAUAAGACGCUGAGCACCAUCUUGGGGCGACCGUGUGCGCUUCAGGAUUGCGACAUUGACCAGGACUUGCCAAACGUUGUCGACGAUCAGGAUCUAUCUCCGACUUCCAUAGUUGUCGCCGAGAGCGAUAACAUGCACGUCAUGUUAGGCACAAUCCAUAAUCAGAAGCUAGGUCGCAUUUUAAGCAAAGUGCUUUCUUCUCUUUAUGGUCUGGCCUCUCUGUCACAAGACCGUCGCUACCGGAUCAUGAGGGACCUAGGUGCGGAUGUGGAUGCGUGGAGGCAGAGUCUGCCAGCCUUUUUAAACGCAGAGAGAGUGGACUCGAGACUUUUGAAGCCGCUAUUUCAAAGGCAGAGUAACUUACUGAGUCUGGCAGCCGGUCAUGCCGAAAUCCUCAUCUACCGACCUUGCCUCUUCUCUGACUACACACGACAUCAUCACAUCUCUGAAGAAUCCACAGACUCCACCGUCUCCAAUGUACAGAUCUGCCUGCGCGCCGCGAUGGAAAUCGUGAGAGUACUUGAGCGCAUGGCCGAGGCCGAUCAGCUCUACGCAGCAUCAUGGGUUGCCCAGUACCAAGCCUUCUGCGCCGCGGUUGUUCUCUACACAUUCACCUUGAAGAGAACGCGCGAAGACGCAGCCACAUGGGGGAAGUAUUUUCGGGCCGCCGAGCGCUGCCAGGACCUGCUUGCCGCCAUAAACAAUGAAACGUCUUUGGCUCGGCGCUUCAUGAUGAUUAUGGAGGAGUAUCGAGCCGAGGUGACGCAGAAGUUAGCGCAGGAUUCCCCAGCCGCAGCGGAUUUCGCUCGCCAUUCUGGCACACUCACUGGACCUAUAUCUGGCAAUGGAGUCGCGAACAGAAGCUCUCAGCAAGAUGCUGUAGCAGAAUAUCCCGACAUUCCUAACUGGGAGCAGCUGGACUACCUUGCUCUGGACUUGGGCGAUAUGAUUCCGGAUAUGGAUCUCAUCUAUACUGACAUUCCGUACCUGGGGAGUUGA
Molecule: messenger RNA, 1944 nt
Organism: Clonostachys rhizophaga
Lineage: Eukaryota; Fungi; Ascomycota; Sordariomycetes; Hypocreales; Bionectriaceae
Source: the annotation of a GenBank genome assembly